Molecule: messenger RNA, 1071 nt
Organism: Talaromyces atroroseus
Lineage: Eukaryota; Fungi; Ascomycota; Eurotiomycetes; Eurotiales; Trichocomaceae
Exons: 5
Coding region: 1-1071 (356 amino acids)
Biological process (GO): protein import into peroxisome matrix, docking
Cellular component (GO): peroxisomal membrane; peroxisomal importomer complex
Molecular function (GO): signaling receptor binding
Source: RefSeq, a predicted model, not a curated record
AUGGCUCGAGAGGAGCUCAUCUCCUCGGCUGUUACCUUUCUACAGGAUCCGUCCGUAGCAACCUCGCCGCUGGAGAAGCAGGUUGCUUUUUUACAGUCAAAGAACCUUACACAAGAAGAGAUAGAUAUUGCUAUUGCAAGAGCUCGUGAAGAGACUGUACAAUCGACGGCAGCGACAACGAAUCCUCCCGUUGGAUAUAAUCAACAGCAAUCUCCUAUCUACCGGCCAACGCCUCCUCGGUCAGGCUAUGGGUAUGCGCCGUACGGUCAAUGGCAGCCUCCUCCAGAGGUCCCGAGAAGGGACUGGCGAGACUGGUUUAUAAUGGCGACAAUAACCGGGGGCGUUGGUUAUGGAUUAUAUGUCUUGGCAAAGAGAUAUGUGGUGCCACUUGUAGCUCCUCCCACCCCUCCACAGCUAGAACAAGAUAAGCAGAGCAUUGAUGACGAAUUCGCCCGCGCUUUUGCCCUGAUCGAUCAACUAUCUACUGACACGGCGGCUUUGAAAUCGGCCGAGGAAGCGCGAACAGAACGCUUAGACGCUGCUCUACGUGAAGUCGAGAACGUAUUGUCGGACUUGAAGUCAUCCACACAGCGACGAGACGAUGAAACUCGUCGAAUAAGUGACGAGGUCAAGAAUUUAAAGGAUAGUAUACCUAAAGCACUCGAAGGUGCAAGGGAAGGAAAUGAAGACCGACUUAAAGAGCUUGGCACGGAGCUGCGAAGUCUCAAAACCCUGUUGAAUAAUCGUCUUAGCGCUGGAAGCUCUGUUGCCACACCGAUAUCAGGACGCCCAGUCGGAUUGGCUACUACAACCGAGCCAGCAUCAUCAUCUACUCCCGGUGGCUCUGUGACAUUGCCGUCUAAUACAGCCUCGGCCAGUGCCCCUACUGCUUCUGCGUCUGGCAGUCAAACACCCAGCUCUUCAACUUCAAAUAACCCGCUGUCCCAGCUGGGCAGACCUGCUUCAAUUCCUGCCUGGCAGAUGGCCGCUGCUAACAGGUCAAAGACGCCGUCUCAGCCAACUUCAUCUACUCCCGGCGAUGAGCCGCAGAGCAACGCGCCUGCGAGCUAG